Choloepus didactylus (southern two-toed sloth) is the source of this 1123-nucleotide messenger RNA. RefSeq names its product pleckstrin homology domain-containing family A member 3. The record is from RefSeq and is a predicted model, not a curated record. NCBI's taxonomy places the organism in Eukaryota, Metazoa, Chordata, Mammalia, Pilosa, Megalonychidae. Bases 102 to 1004 code for a protein of 300 amino acids. Gene Ontology annotation, cellular component: early endosome; recycling endosome; trans-Golgi network. The transcript has a single exon. Gene Ontology annotation, biological process: receptor recycling; retrograde transport, endosome to Golgi; endosome organization.
GACCCGGGCCGGUCUGGAAGGGCUGGCCUAGGCUCUGCGCCUUCGCCAUCACCGCGGCCCGGAGCCGGGUCAGGAGGAUGCGCGGCGCCGGGCUCUGAAGCAUGGAGGGGGUUCUGUACAAGUGGACCAACUAUCUCACAGGUUGGCAGCCUCGUUGGUUUGUUUUAGAUAAUGGAAUCCUGUCCUACUAUGAGUCACAGGAUGAUGUUUGCAAAGGGAGCAAAGGAAGUAUAAAGAUGGCAGUUUGUGAAAUUAAAGUCCAUUCAGCAGACAACACAAGAAUGGAAUUAAUCAUUCCAGGAGAGCAGCAUUUCUACAUGAAAGCAGUGAAUGCGGCUGAAAGACAGAGGUGGCUGGUUGCUCUGGGGAGCUCCAAAGCCUGUUUGACUGACACUAGGACUAAAAAAGAAAAAGAAAUAAGUGAAACCAGUGAAUCUCUGAAAACCAAAAUGUCUGAACUCCGCCUCUACUGUGACCUCCUAAUGCAACAAGUUCAUACAAUCCAAGAGUUUGUUCACCAUGAUGAGAGGCAUUCAUCUUCCAGCGUGGAGAACAUGAAUGAAGCCUCUUCGUUGCUUAGUGCCACCUGUAAUACCUUCAUCACAACACUUGAGGAAUGUGUGAAGAUAGCAAAUGCCAAGUUUAAACCUGAGAUGUUUCAACUGUCCCAUCCAGAUCCCUUAGUUUCUCCUGUGUCACCUUCUCCUGUUCAAAUGAUGAAGCGUUCUGUCAGCCACCCUGGUUCUUGCAGUUCAGAGAGGGGUAGCCACUCUAUAAAAGAACCAGGAUCUACACAUCACCGAUUAUCCCAGCGACGCCAAAGAACCUACUCAGAUACAGACUCUUGUAAUGAUAUUCCACUUGAAGACCCAGAUAGACCUGUUCACUGUUCAAGAAAUACACUUAAUGGAGAUUUGACAUCUGUUAACAUUCCUGAAGAAAGCAGAUUAAUGGCCAAAAAAAAAUCUGAUUCAGAAGAUCCUCUUCCAUCCUUCUCUUCCUGAGGAAACUGAAGUGUCCAACUUCCUCUAAGUAUUGCUAUGCAAAGGCUGCUGUAAUUAAACUAUUGUUAUAUUGUUAUAGGGAGUAGUUUUUCCCUUUACUUAGAAUUUCUCUGCACUUU